CAAACACGCCACGAUCCACGAUCACAUCUUAUCCUCACACACCGUGCCUUCAUGCUGGUCCCCGACCUGUGAUGAAUGGUAGACUUCUCUCCACGAGGGUCGCACCUUUGCUGCGCCAGCGAGGUCUGAAUCGCGCCCGACUCCUUCACAGCCAUGUCCCUAAUACCGCCGGUGGUUUAUUGAGGCCUUCUGGACGAUUAGCCCCACGAAGAUGGCCUGUCGGCUACAAUGCCAUUCACCAUGUCCCUGCCGUUCGCUCCAUCUCCUUUGUGCGCAUUCUCCCUCGGAUCGCCCUCAAGAUGGCACGGCUGCCCGCCAUGUUUGGUGCGAGCAUAGUCGCCGGAUUCGCCUACAUUCAAUAUCAGGCGGCCCAGGCAGGGACUUAUGCAAUGGAUGUGUUGAAAAGAGCCGGUGAUCAAGUCUCGGAGACUUCUUCGGCGUUGUUUGGAAAUGCAAAAGAGAUCGCAGAGCAGAUUGGUACUGGAUGGCAGCGGACGAAGGACGAUGCCCACCUGCCUGAAUGGCUUCAACAGCUUUUCGAAAAACAAGAAGGCUCGAAUGAUGGUGGUUCUGGUCCAGAGCCUCCAAAUAAAGCCAGAAUCGGAACUGCUGCUGCGGCCUCUGCCGCUGCGAUAGGAGCGGAUGAUCCAGACGAGCGAGAUGUCCGAGCACAAGCUGAGAUUGCUCGAGAUGAUCAGAUGAUGGUUCUUACCAGGAAAAUGAUUGAAAUCAGAAGCAUCCUCAACACAGUCGGCCAAGGCGGAGCUCUCACGCUACCAUCAAUUGUUGUCAUAGGAUCACAGUCUUCCGGCAAGAGUUCGGUUCUGGAAGCUAUUGUUGGACACGAAUUCCUACCCAAAGGCUCAAAUAUGGUCACCCGACGACCCAUCGAGCUGACUCUUGUCAACACACCCGAUGCCAAAGCAGAGUACGGAGAGUUCCCUGCUCUUGGGUUGGGCAAGAUAACCGAUUUUUCACAAAUUCAGCGGACUUUGACGGAUCUCAACCUGGCAGUCCCCGCCGAGCAGUGCGUCACCGAUGAUCCUAUUCAAUUAUCUAUCUAUUCUCCCAACGUGCCAGACUUAUCAAUGAUUGAUCUUCCUGGCUACAUUCAAGUUUCUGGCAAGGACCAACCACCAGAACUAAAGCAAAAGAUCGCCGACCUGUGCGACAAAUAUAUCCAGGCACCGAACGUCAUUCUUGCCAUAUCUGCGGCAGAUGUCGAUCUAGCAAAUUCAACAGCGCUGAGGUCAUCUCGGAGAGUCGACCCCAGAGGCGAAAGAACUAUUGGUGUCAUUACCAAGAUGGAUCUUGUAGACCCAACCCGCGGCCUCGAAGUCCUCACCGACCGAAAAUAUCCACUACGCCUAGGCUAUGUUGGAGUCGUUUGCAAGAUCCCGCAGACUGCGGGCCUCUUUUCGCGAGCAGGGCAGAAUGUAACAAGCGCCAUUGUCAAGAAUGAAAACGCAUAUUUCUCCUCGCAUCCCCUAGAGUUCGGACCACAAAACGAAGUUUCCGUGGGAACAACGACUCUUCGACACAAAUUGAUGCAUGUUCUCGAGCAGACCAUGGCUGCUAGCCUAGCUGGAACGAGAGAUGCCAUUAUCCAGGAGCUGGAAGAAGCCACCUACGAGUUCAAAGUUCAAUACAACGACCGACCGUUGAGCGCAGAAUCCUAUUUAGCAGAGAGUCUGGACAGCUUCAAACACUCCUUCAAAGAAUUCAGCGAACAGUUUGGUCGGCCGCAAGUUCGGGCUCUGUUGAAGGAGGUACUGGACCAGAAAGUCAUGGACCUGCUCGCCAAGAGAUAUUGGAACAAGCCAAUUGAAGACCUCUCAAAAGCUCCCUUUGAAGCCGAUCCAUUGGCCGACCUUCCAAAGGCCGAUCCAGGGUCGCUGUUCUGGCAGCGAAAACUGGAUGCAUCGACAUCCGAGCUGACGAAACUCGGGGUGGGACGGUUAGCCACCACGGUUGUCGCGUCGGAGCUUCAAAACCAUGUCAAUAAACUAAUCGAGGCUUCUACGUUUGCCUCGCAUCCAUAUGCUCAAAGAGCAAUUGUGGAUGCGUCUUCAAGCAUCUUGAACGAUCGGUUCUACUCGACUAGCGAUCAGGUGGAGAACUGUAUCAAACCGUUCAAGUUUGAGAUCGAAGUGGACAACAACGAGUGGUCCAAGGGUCGGCAGAAUAUCGGACAAGUCCUCAAAAGCGAAUUGAAGGCUUGCGAUGCCGCUCACAAAAGGCUCGAGGACGGGAUCGGAUAUCGAAAGUUGAAGGAUGUUAUGGGCUUCAUCGAUCGCGUCAGGAAAGGUGACGUCGUGCUGGAAGGUGAUGGAACGGGCGGUGCAGGUGGAUUUUCAGCUGCACUGUUACAGAAAGGACGAGAAGCAGUCUUUCUCCGAGACCGCUCCGAGCUGAUCAAAAUGCGUCUGCUCGCCGUCAAGUCGAAGCAAUGCGCCAACGUCAAGAACAAAUACUACUGUCCAGAGGUAUUCCUUGACGUCGUCGCAGACAAAUUGACCUCGACCGCAGUGUUGUUCCUCAACGUGGAACUUCUCUCCGAGUUUUACUACAACUUCCCACGAGAACUCGACAUCCGGCUAGGCCGCCAUUUGGAAGCCGCCGAGAUCGAACGAUUUGCACGCGAAGAUCCUCGAGUGCGACGACACCUGGACGUGAUUCGACGGAAAGAGAUGCUCGAGCUGGUGUUGGAGAAGAUUGAGAGUCUGAGGCAACUUGAGGGUCGGUCGAAAAUGGGAGCUAGUCAUGGAGCUGGCGGUGCGUCUGCUGCCAAAGACGGUUCCAAGGGCAGAUGGAGUUUAUUUUGAACAACGUUGUUGAGAGCGUGCCAUGUCAUAUACCACUCCGUAGCGGGCGUUUUUGGGGCGGUGGGUUUGUGGACUUGGAGGAGUCGAGUCUAAUGUGGUCGUCUUUGUCGGGAAUGAUUAUGAAUAUGCUCCCCUCGCAUCAAAUCCAUGCUCUUGACGUGGUGCGCCUGAAGUAAUUAAAUCCCCCCAGGGAACCCCCAAU
This is a messenger RNA of Exophiala mesophila, 3027 nucleotides long. RefSeq lists its product as uncharacterized. Gene Ontology annotation, cellular component: membrane; cytoplasm; microtubule. The record is from RefSeq and is a predicted model, not a curated record. The transcript is spliced from 2 exons. Gene Ontology annotation, molecular function: microtubule binding; GTPase activity; GTP binding. Lineage: Eukaryota; Fungi; Ascomycota; Eurotiomycetes; Chaetothyriales; Herpotrichiellaceae. The coding region runs from base 72 to 2825 and encodes 917 amino acids.